Messenger RNA from Calidris pugnax (ruff), 3585 nucleotides. RefSeq names its product GC-rich promoter binding protein 1 (gene GPBP1). The record is from RefSeq and is a predicted model, not a curated record. NCBI's taxonomy places the organism in Eukaryota, Metazoa, Chordata, Aves, Charadriiformes, Scolopacidae. Gene Ontology annotation, cellular component: nucleus. Gene Ontology annotation, molecular function: RNA binding; DNA binding. The coding region runs from base 1867 to 3282 and encodes 471 amino acids. Gene Ontology annotation, biological process: DNA-templated transcription; positive regulation of DNA-templated transcription. The transcript is spliced from 15 exons.
AGCCCCAGCGCCGGCCGAGUCCUGGCGGGUGCCCGCCGCGGUCCCGCUACAAAAGGCCGGUGGCGGCCGGGGAGCUGAGGGUCCGACUGCCCUGUCGCUGGCGGCCGGGCCGUCCCGGGGCGGCCGGGCUUCCCCCGGGGCGGGCUGGGGCUUUCUCCGGCGGCUCCCCCGUCUUCCCCGGGCUCGGUCUGCGCUUCCUCGCCCCGUCCCUGCCCAGCGCCUCCUUCCCGGGUGCUUUUCUGCGGACCUGCUCUUCUUUCCCAAUAAAAUAAGAAACGCGCCUUUAUUUCUUUUCUUUCUCCCUUUUUUCCCUUUCCGUGGGAAGCGAGAGGCAGCGUGGAGCGGUGGGCCGGGCUCUCCGGUGGGGCGGUUGUGGCGGGGUCCGGCUGGCUGCCAUCUGCCCGUGCGGUGUUGGCUUCCCUCCGGUGCCGGUUUGCGUGUUGGUGGGGCGCCCCUCCGGGCUUCGGGAGGGGAAAACUGACCCUUCUGCUUCUUCUCACCCUAGGCGGUUUGGAUUGCAGAGAGCCCCGGGCGUUUGAAGCCUUUCGCUUCGGCUGGGAGGGAGGAAAAAAAAAAAAAAAAAAAAAAAAAAAAAGAGGUGGAAAGCGACCAGCGGCAGCUGCCUCUUGUGAAAGGGGAGGAAUAUCAGACGCUGCUCCGGGAUUAUUUGUUCGAGUCCUUCGUCCUGAAAAGGCUUCUGACACAGUCCGUCUGAGGAGCGACUUGCAAGUUUGCAGUUGUGAGCUUUUUCCUUCCGGCAGUGCUGAGCACUUCACCCUUGGACGUUUUUGUCAUCAUGGCAUGGAUACGUGGCUAAAUUUACCAACUUCUGAAUACUUCAGCUGCCAAAAUAAAGUGCUUUAUUUCUUUUAAAUACUUUUUUUUUUUUUUCUUUUAGGCAGCGUUCUGUCUGAGUCAUAGGCAUAACCAGUUUUAUUAACUGGCUCCAGGAUAAAUGCAGCCUGAGUCACUGUGUAGACGUCGCUGAAAAGUUUCAUGGCAGAUAUUUUUCUCUUUGUCUUAUUUUUUAGAUUUUCUGACGUAGCCUUCUGUUAUUUUGCAAUGAGACCUAUUUUCUAAAUGAAGAAUCUGACAGACGUUUGUUUAUCAUUUUUUCUUUUAUAUUUUAUUUAAUAUUUUUGUUAAAAAAUGUUGUUGCCAAUAAGCAGUAUGGAGGUAUCCAGAUAGCUGUUGUUUACAAAUGCAUCUGUUACCUGAAGCUAAGAAACGUUCUACAGUUCAGAUGUGAAAUUUGGAUUUUCAGCUUUACAGUUGUUGGUGUAAAAAGUGUAUAUUUAUUUCACCUGGAGCUGAUGCUUCAUAUAGCGAUAUGUACAUGGAAUAGACAAGAGAAGAAGCCGUCAUAGAAAAAAAGCACUUUUUAAGUCAGAGAGUUGGCAAAUUUUGGAAAUAGUCUUGUGGAAACUAAGCAAGAAGGAUGGGUAGCUGAUUCCUGUGAGGCCAGAUCUAUGUCAAACAGCUACGAAUGUAGUAUCAACGAGAACUCGGAAUAUUAUCUCAAGGAAAACAAACUGGAAAAAUAUAAAUCGCACAGUACCAACACCUUGUGUAGUACUCUUGGAUUCGGUUUGCAUUCAGCUGAAUUGCUACUGCCUCAAAGAAAAUUAAGAUGGACUGAACAACUUAACUCAAAAUUUUGUUGUUUUGAAAACUUGGAAACUGUGGAACAUGAAUAGGAGGCUGUUUCUUGUAAUUUCUUGCGGCUGUGGCUUGUGGUUCUUCUGCGUUCAGUGUCAGCGUGGCUGGGGAUUGACUGACUGAACUGAGGCACAUAAGGAGGCACAUCAGGGACUUGCCAUGAGGUGCUGAAGCCUUGUUUCAUUGAUUCGGAGAGACUGGACCUAAAUGGCGCAGCAUGACUUUGCUCCAGCCUGGCUUAAUUUUCCUACUCCACCAUCAUCAACAAAGUCAUCACUGAACUUUGAGAAACAUUCUGAAAAUUUUUCGUGGACAGAAAAUCGUUAUGAAGCAAAUCGCAGAAGACACAACUCUUCAGAUGGGUUUGAUCCUAACGUUGGACGGCCUAAUGGAGGGCAUUUUGGGAGAAAAGAGAAGAAUGGUUGGCGUUCACAAGGCAGAAAUGGUACAGAAAAUAUAAGCCAUCGUGGGGGAUACCAUGGCGGAGGUUCCCGUGUGCGGACCAGUACUUUCCAUAGUGGAAAAGGCCAAGGACUGCAUGAAGACAAUGUACCUGAUAAUGAAACUGGGAAAAAGGAAGACAAAGAAGUACCCAAACAGUUUGAGGCUGAGGAUUUUCCAUCUUUGAAUCCUGAAUAUGAGAGGGAACUAAAUCAGAAUAAAUCUUUAGCUGCGGGUGUGUGGGAGUACCCUUUGAAUCCCAAAUCUAGAUCUCCGAGGAUGCUGGUCAUUAAAAAGGGCAGUACAAAAGAAUUGCAAAUAUCUGGAUUCCCAGUAGUAGGAAGUCUACAUUCACAGCCAGUAAGGAAUGGAACUGGCACAAGUGUUUAUAAAGGAUUAGUCCCUAAACCUGUCACUCCACCUGCAAAGCCUACACAGUGGAAAACUCAAGCAAAAGAAAAUAAACUUGGGAAUCUGUUUCCUCAUGAAUCUGCGUAUGGUGUUGGCAAUUUCAGUCCUUUCAAAUCAACUGCCAAGGCAUUUACUGUAUCACAAAAUUCAGUGAAAGAGUGUAAUCGGUCAAAUUCUUCAUCCCCUGUUGACAAAGUUGGUCAGCCUCGUUUAACAAAAUUGACAAGAAUGCGGACUGAUAAGAAGAGUGAAUUUUUGAAAGCAUUAAAACAAGAUAGAGUGGAAGAGGAACAUGAAGACAAAAAUCAUGCUGGACAAGAGAAGGAUGAUGAGUCCUUUAGCUUGCAUAACAGCAACAGUCCUCACCAUGAGAGAGAUAUAAACCGAAACUUUGAAAAUGAAAUUCCGCAGGAGAAUGGCAAUGCUUCAAUUACAUCUCAACAGAUCAUUCGAUCUUCAGCUUUCCCUCAGGCAGAUGUUCUUUCAAGCUCACUUGAGGCAGAGCAUAGGUUGUUAAAGGAGAUGGGCUGGCAGGAAGACAGCGAAAAUGAUGAAACAUGUGCUCCGCUAACAGAGGAUGAGAUGAGGGAGUUCCGAGUCAUUAGUGAACAGUUGCAAAAAAAUGGCCUUCGGAAAAAUGGCAUUUUGAAAAACGGCCUCAUCUGUGAUUUUAAAUUUAGCCCCUGGAAAAACAGCACUUUCAAACCUGCUGUGGAGAAUGAGGAUUCUGAGACGAGCAGCAGUGAUACAUCAGAUGAUGAUGAUGUGUGAAGACUUCAGUAACCUCUGUAGAAGCUUGUUUUGAUCUCAUGAAAAUUUGGGGAUGUGUUGUCCAAAAAAAUUUUCUAAUUUAUGUAGUAGCAUACCCACUCAAGUAAGAAUGAUGGGACUUUUCUCUGAAGAAAGCAAGGAAUGUUGUGUUGGGUGUGUUACUAUAAUUACAAAGAAAUUACUAUAAUUUCUUUGUAAACUUUCUUCAUCAGUGAAGCAUUUCUGACUAGCAAUGUGACAAUGUAACAAAUCAAACUUUCUCAUUUAAUAAUAAAAACAAAGAAUUGUGUAAUGUGUUGCAGA